AUGUCCGACCUCCACAACCUCCUCGAGUCGAACGAGACGCUCAAACCACCCGCUCGCCCGUACGCGCCCAUCCGCCGAGUGACGCCCGCCUCGUCGGUCCUCGUCCCCAUCUCGCGCGUCGAACUCGCACAGUGCCAGACCACGGUCAACCCGCUCCGCACCAGGCCAAAGCCCGCUCCAGCACCCGGUGCACCCGCCGCGGCUCCCCUCCCUCCUCCACCUUCGUCCCUCCCCGCUCGGCCCGACCUCGCCCUCGCGUACCAGCAGCAGCCGCAGCAGCCGCCAGCACCGUCGCACAAGCGGCCCAACACUCACGGCAACGGCAACGGCUACGGCGACCAGCACGACCUCAAGCGCUGGAAGGGCACCCACGACACGCGCACCGUCGCCGACCACUACAACGCACGCCCCAACACGGACCGCAUAGCGCGGCGCGACUCGCCCAUCAUCGGCCUCAAGAACUUCAACAACUGGAUCAAGAGCGUCCUCAUCGCCAAGUUUGGCCGCCGCGAGGGCGACACGACCCCGCGCAUCCGCGUCCUCGACCUCGGGUGCGGCAAGGGCGGCGACUUGCACAAGUGGACUCGCGCCGGCACCGAGGAGUACGUCGGGAUCGACAUCGCCGCCGUGUCGAUCGCCCAGGCGCAGCAGCGGUACGACACGAUGCGCGGCCAGCGCUUCCCGGCGCGCUUCUUCACCCUCGACUGCUUCGAGAACCCGAUCGAGGAGGUCCUGCCGCCGCACGCCGUCGCGCGCCCGUUCGACGUCGUGUCGAUGCAGUUCUGCAUGCACUACGCGUUCGAGACCGAGGCCAAGGUGCGCAUGAUGCUCGCCAACGUUGCGCGGUACCUCAAGCCCGGCGGCGUCUUUGUCGGCACCAUCCCCGACUCGAAGAACCUCUUCGAGCACCUGUCGGACCCGCCCGACCCGGUCAACAGCCCGCUCGUGUUUGGCAACGCCGUGUACAGCGUCAAGUUUGACGAGCGCGAGUGGCCCAGCCCGUACGGGCACCGGUACACGUUUUUCCUCCAGGACGCCGUCGAGGAGGUGCCAGAGUACGUCGUGUACUGGGACAACUUUGUCUCCGUCGCGGCCGAGUACGGCCUCUCGCCCGUCUACUGCGCCGAUUUUUCGUCCAUCUUUGCCGACGAGCAGGAGGACCCGCACUUUGCGACGCUCCUGCGCAGAUGAAGGUCAUGGACGACGAGGGCAACGCAGAGAUGGACGAGGACCAGCUCGAUGCGGCGAUGCUCUACCUCGGCUUUGCGUUUGUUAAGGGGGACGAACAGGGAGGAGCGGCGACGGCGUCGGUCGAGGAGGUCCCGGGGGCCUGAGCGCGUGCAACUCGCUUGAGAUAUCUCCCUCUC
Messenger RNA from Rhodotorula graminis WP1, 1367 nucleotides. RefSeq lists its product as uncharacterized. Gene Ontology annotation, cellular component: nucleus. The transcript has 7 exons. Lineage: Eukaryota; Fungi; Basidiomycota; Microbotryomycetes; Sporidiobolales; Sporidiobolaceae. Gene Ontology annotation, biological process: 7-methylguanosine mRNA capping. The coding region runs from base 1 to 1191 and encodes 396 amino acids. The record is from RefSeq and is a predicted model, not a curated record. Gene Ontology annotation, molecular function: mRNA 5'-cap (guanine-N7-)-methyltransferase activity.